AUGGCGGAAUCUCCAGGCGGGAUGGACGAGAGGAGUGCAGAUCGGUUGCGGUACCCAGGCAGGAAGCGCGUGCUGGGGUUCGUCGGGGUGCAGACCGGUUUCGGCAGCGGCAAGAGGCGCGCGCUGCUUCGCGAGACGUGGUUCCCCGCCACGCCCGAGGAGCACGCGCGGGUGGAAGCAGAGACGGGGCUGGUGUUCCGGUUCAUUAUUGGGCACAGCACGAGCGAGGAGGACGAGCAGCUGCUGCAGGCGGAGAACAGCACUCACGGGGACUUGCUUCGCAUUGACGUGGACGAGGCAGACUUCAAUGCCAUCCACAAGACUCUCGUGUACUUCACUACUGUCUUCAAGCUCUAUGAAGCUGAGUUCUUCAUCAAGGCAAACGACGACAUCUUCUUGGUACCAGACCGCCUCUCCUCUCUGAUCGCCAGGCCAAGGAAGUCACCUCGAACCUACCUUGGUUGCUUGAAGAAGGGAGCUGUGUUCACUAAUCCCAAGAUGAAGUGGUUUGAGCCCAAGUCAUGGCUGGUGGGGUCGGAGUAUUUCCUUCAUGCCUACGGCCCCAUUUACUCCCUCUCCUACGACGUCGUCAACAUUCUCAACUCCAUCCCCAAGGGCAGUGCCAUCUACUCCCUCUCCUAUGACGUCGUCAACAUUCUCAACUCCAUCCCCAAGGGCAGGUGA
Molecule: messenger RNA, 684 nt
Organism: Closterium sp. Naga37s-1
Lineage: Eukaryota; Viridiplantae; Streptophyta; Zygnematophyceae; Desmidiales; Closteriaceae
Source: the annotation of a GenBank genome assembly